AUGCUUAAAGAAAUUCAGAAAAAAUGGAAGAAUGACGAUUUCAAAAAUGACUGGAGUAAAUAUAUUGCAGAAAGAUUAGUGUCAGAGUCUAUUAAUGCGAGUUACAAGGUUCAAAAAAGCUACAAUUAUGAAGUUUCCUCCUAUUCUUUACCAAUAGAAGAGUCAGAAAAUGAUAAUCAGAUUGGAAAGCAAGGUAACAAUAAUGAAAAUGAAGAGAAUCGUGAUGACCAUGAUAGUCAGGAUCAA
Diversispora eburnea is the source of this 246-nucleotide messenger RNA. Lineage: Eukaryota; Fungi; Glomeromycota; Glomeromycetes; Diversisporales; Diversisporaceae. The record is from the annotation of a GenBank genome assembly.